Messenger RNA from Xiphophorus hellerii (green swordtail), 9872 nucleotides. RefSeq names its product one cut homeobox 1 (gene onecut1). NCBI's taxonomy places the organism in Eukaryota, Metazoa, Chordata, Actinopteri, Cyprinodontiformes, Poeciliidae. Gene Ontology annotation, biological process: regulation of transcription by RNA polymerase II. The record is from RefSeq and is a predicted model, not a curated record. Gene Ontology annotation, molecular function: DNA-binding transcription factor activity, RNA polymerase II-specific; RNA polymerase II cis-regulatory region sequence-specific DNA binding. The transcript has 2 exons. Bases 2307 to 3692 code for a protein of 461 amino acids. Gene Ontology annotation, cellular component: nucleus.
UAUAGUUAUUAUUUUGAAUUCAGGACUUAACUGGUUAAAAAUCAACUCCAAAUGAACCCGGAAGUGUGCUUCAUUUCCAGUUAAUGAUUGAUUUAAGGAGGUCUGACGUCUCAUCCCCCGUAAGGAGCCCUACUUUCUAAAAUAGCAAGACAUACCUAGAAAUAUCAUAAUAGUAAUUGCCUUAAUUACAAGAGGUGACGUAUUUACGUAAUAAAGUUCUGCUGUUAAUAUGAGGCCGGCAGAUAAAAACGUUAGUGGUAUAUGGAAAGCCAUUUUAAGAUUUAAUUUUUUUUUAUUAUUUAAAAAGUGCAUCUGUCUAUAAUUACUUAGUAUUUUUGCUAUGCUUGUCUAAUAUUAAAGUGUUCAUAAUAACAUUGAACUGUCACCCUACAGAUUUUUUUUCUCCAUAAAAGUGUUUAAAUCUCUCCCUCUGUUUAGUUGUACUGUUGUCCAGUUCUGGUCUAAGUUGUCUAAAUAUUAACAAUUGUGAACUAGAGUUGAUCAAGUUCUGUUAGUUCAGUUCAGACUCAGUGAAAACGUUGAAAUAUUCCUUUAGCGUAGCACUUAGGGGAAGCAGAUGCCAACUUCAGGUACAUCCAGCUAACUGCAAAACAGCUACUCUUAGAAAAAGCAAACCCUUCCCUUCUCAUUACCAUAAACAUAGAAAAAUCAGUCUGUCAUUGUGCUCAAGACCAAUGAGACACAUUUCAUAUUCAUUUUGUGUAUUAGGUUUGCAGCGGCACCUGCUUAUGCUGCUGCCUCGCAGCAAGAAGGUUGUGGGUUCGAAUCCCCGCCAUGGUCUUUAUGUAUAAGUGAGUUCUCUCUGGGUACUCUACCACAGUCCAAUCGCGUGACUGUUAGGGUAAAUUCUCCAAUUUAAAAUUGCUCGUGUGUGUGCAUGUAUGAGUGUGUGUCUGUGUAGCACUGUGAUGGACUGGCGACCAGUCCAGUGUGUCUCACCCAGUGACCCUGCCUCUCGCCUAUUGACUGGUAGAGGUAGACACCACUCACCCCCCCAUUCGAGGAUCCAUGUUUAGAGACAAUGGGACGAUGGAUGGAGUUUGCAUCUCUUAGAAAACAUCUUAACUGUGAUUAUUAAUUAUACUAAUGUCUGACAACAAUGAUGUUUGAAAUAUCUAAAAUGCUGAUUUGGCUGGAAAGGAUGUUAUUCUAGAUUUUUUUUAAAAUUCUUUAUGUAAUUUUUACGAGUAGAAGCUCUGAUCUCAAAUGCCUUUAUUACGACAAUUGGCAAGUAUUAUUUUAGAUAUCCUAUAUUGACAUCAGUAAUUAGGCUAAUGUCAACAGUGAAAGUUAGCUUGUGGGGACGUGUUGUCAUUGUAGGUCUCUAAAAAAAAAAAUUCACAAAUGUUAUCACUUUUUGCAGAUAUUGCUAAUAUAACUCAGGACAUCAAAACCUCAACUAGUAGCAGUGCUAUGUCUACUAUUCGUAUCUUUUGAUUAUUUAAGAGCAACUUUCAUGUACUGGUUUUACUGGUUUAUUAACGAGUAGCAACAUUUAAUGUUUGGGAUUCCUGAAAUGUUGAUUGUUUGUAGGUUGAAUGUCUUUCUAAAUGUCUGAAGUUUGAUUUUUGUUGGUUAGAAACACUGCACUCAUGGAAAUCCUCCAACAGCCCACCUGUGUGUCUAUUAAAUGUUAAAAGGGUUUGCCACGGCCAGUGUUUGAUGCCUCCCUUCCUUAAUAAAGGUGCGCGACGUCAGAGCAGCGUGGAAAUGUGUCUGUGCGUGUGUGUGUGUGUGGGUGUGUUUGUGUGUGUUAGAGAGAGGAGGUGGGGGGAGAGAGAGAGAGAGAGUAUGGGAGGAGACCGUCGUGCACAAUGCGCAUGUGCAGACGGUGAGAUCUGUGCUGCGGUGGAGCAGGGACUGGACACACACCGCUAGAGAGAUGGCGCGGCACCCGACCGGAGCGCAAGGACAGCUGGUUGGCGACGGGGGGGCUUGAAUUACAAAGAAGAAGAAAAAUAUAUGGUUUUAAAAGCAAAAAAAAAAAAAAAAAAAAAAAAGGCAAAAAAAAGAGAAAAGGAUAAACACAAGCAUAUUUAGAUAUAUAUUUCAAGAAGAAGAAUAACAGGUUGUGAAGAGACAUUUCAUUCUUGGAGAGCGGCGGCAGAGAGGUAGGAGAAUAAUCGAAUAUUGUAACACAGAGGGAUCUGGAGAGGAGGCUGCUGCACGGAGGACACCAAAAAGCAACAAAAGCAAACUGAACUUUACUGGACGCGUGGACUUCCUUUACGUCGGCUUACGGCAGUAGGUCAGAUAGAUGGUUUGUUCACAGCGCUGCCCCGAUCAUGAACGCGCAGCUGUCGAUGGAGAACAUAGGCGACCUGCACGGAGUGAGCCAUGAGUCCGUCGCCGGCCACGGAGAGCUGCUGAGCGGCCACAGUCCGCACUCCCGCCCGAGCCCGCGGGGUCUGAGCCACCGCGCUAUGGGCAUGGCCACCCUACUGGACAGCGGAGACUAUCACCCCGGGCACCCGGGACACCUGCAUCCAGCCAUCAGCAUGUGCGAAGCCCCCCACGGCAUGAGCGCGAGCACCACUUACACCACCCUGACCCCCCUGCAGCCCUUACCUCCCAUCUCUACCGUGUCCGACAAGUUUCCCCCCCAUCACCACCACCACCACCAUCCCCACCAUCCGCACCCGCACCCGCACCAGCGGCUCCCCGGGAACGUCAGCGGCAGCUUCACGUUGAUGCGGGAGGACCGCAGCUUGGCGCCCAUGAACAGUCUGUAUCCCGCGUACCAUCACAAAGACCCCUGCAUGGGCCAGAGCCUCUCCCCGCUGUCUGGUUCUGGACUGGCCAGCAUACACACGUCUCAGGCCGGCAUCCCUCCAUACGCUCACCCCGGCGCCGCCAUGCCCGGCGAGAAGAUGCUCACGCCCAGCGGGUUCGAGGCUCACCAUCCGGCCAUGCUCAGCAGACACGCCGAGCAGCACAUGACCUCCUCCGCCGGGAUGGUGCAACUCAACGGCCUGCAUCAUCACCCGCACGCCCACCUCGGCGCGCAGGGCCACGGCCAGGGGCUGGGUAGCAAUCGGGAGCAGGCCUCCGGGCCUGGGCACCAAGGUGGCGGCGGAGGAGGAGGAGGCGGCGGCGGUGGUGGUGGUGGUGUUUCUGGGGGACAGAUGGAGGAGGUGAAUACCAAAGAAGUCGCGCAGAGGAUCACCACGGAGCUGAAGCGCUACAGCAUCCCUCAGGCCAUCUUUGCUCAGCGGGUCCUGUGCAGGUCUCAGGGGACCCUGUCCGACCUGCUGAGGAACCCCAAGCCCUGGUCGAAGCUCAAGUCCGGCAGAGAGACGUUUCGUCGCAUGUGGAAGUGGCUGCAGGAGCCUGAGUUCCAACGCAUGAGCGCACUCAGGCUCGCAGGUGAGCGAAGCCUCGCAUGCAAGCGCAAGGAGCAGGACCACGGCAGAAGCGAGCGAGGGAACGUGACCAAGAAGCCCCGGCUGGUGUUCACGGACGUGCAGCGGCGGACGCUCCACGCCAUCUUCAAGGAGAACAAGCGUCCGUCCAAGGAGCUGCAGCUCACCAUCGCCCAGCAGCUGGGCCUCGAGCUGGCCACGGUCAGCAACUUCUUCAUGAACGCUCGGCGCCGGAGCCUGGACAAGUGGGUGGACGACGGUUCCGGUCACGCAGCCAACUCGGGGCCCAACGUCUGCGCCAAAGCCUGAAGUCGGACUGAACCUGACCAACUCAUGGACUGACUCAACCUCGGUGGAAAAGCUUUAAAAUAAAAUAAAAAACACUUCUGAGAAACAAAGAAAACUUAAAAGUCCUUGAAGCAACAUUUUGCCCUUAAACCUGUACUAUAUUGAUAUUUAUAGUAUCCAAAGAUGAAAAGCAAACCAAAGACUUCUUGUUUGACCUGCUUUACGAUGUUUGUUUCAGCGACAGUUUUUGUGUAACAUACUGCAAAAAGACUUUACUCUCUUUCACACACACGCGCGCGCGCGCACGCACACACACCCCAACAUGCAGACGCACUCACAAAUACACGUACACACCCAGGUCUUUAGCUUUAUUACACCCCCCCUUCACCUCCCUACUGUGUAUCAGUCUAUCAUUUGCCAUCCUUAUCUCUAAUCUGAUUGGUUGGUUUUAAUGAUGGGUCCCAUAAGAGGAGGUCUAAUCAGCCUAUCGGCAGUCUGGUCUGCAGCUGUCCACAGCCUGAGAAAAGAAGAAUUUAAAAAAGGAAAAAAAACAUGGAUGAAUGUGGAGUUCCAACGGGAUUGACCAACCAACUUUAAAAAGAAAGAACAUUUUCAUCCUGUGGGGAGCGACCCGGAUUGUUCUGCAACCUUGUUUGGACCAGUGGCGUGGACUGUAUGUCUGUCUGUCUGUCUGUCUGUCUGUGCGAGUCGUCUGUCGUUCUGUCGAGCAUUCCAGACAGACGGGCGGGAGGGGCAAAGAAAUGUCUUUUCAUAGAGUGCUAACCCAAAUCCAAACAGCCUGAACCAGACCGAAAAGGAGAAGAAGGAAAAAAAUGGAGCUCGGCCCAUUUAGUGGUGCUUUCUUCCAACAUGCUGAUGCGUUCAGCUGGGAAAAUAAAAGAAACCAAUCGGCAUCAAGCUUCUCGUGCCGCGCAAAAACGAAACCUACAAAGACCAAAGAAUAUAUUUAUUUAAAAAGUAAGUAUGGGCAAUUAUGGUAUUUUCUUGAUAUGAUAACAUUAAGUUUUAAAGUGUCCAUUGUAUUUGCAAAAAAUUUUUUAUCAACAUUUAUUUCCAGAUUCAACUGCUUUUACUAAGAGCAAAAAAAAAAAGACUUGACAUAGUGUUUAUAACACUUACUUUAAUGUGACCUAUAACAAUUAUUUAUUCAUGUUAGUUUUGAUACAAAAUACUUUACAGAAUUACAUGCUACGAAGGUAAAAACAGAUCUAUUUUGGGCCAUUUUACAAUGACUGUCUAUGUUUUUUCAGUCAUACUAUUCACAAGCAGCUGAAUUUGUCUCGUUUUACAUAAGAAAAAAAACCUAGCCAGGCAGCAAUAGGUGGGGUAGGGGCAAAGCUGCAUUACUAUAUGCUGUGUUUCCCAAAGUUGGGGGUUGGGGACUGCAACGUGGGUCACAAAUCAACAAGUGUGGGAUCUUGGGAGUCCCUCGGAAAUCCGAAAAAUAUUACGGAUGAACCAUAUUUGUGGUAUAAGUCUUAACAGCAAUACCACUCAGACGUGCCUCGUAAUAAAAAAAAAAUACGUUUGCGUCUUUAAGCAUAAGAACGUCGCUGCUUAUUUUUCACAAAACGUUUGUUUUAUUCAUAAAUCCUAAAACACAAACCUUCCCCCGUCACAUAAAAACGUGAGCUAAACAGAGUCGCAUUGAAAUGAAUCAGUAGCUGCCACACGUUCAGCUCCGCUCGAUCUUCUAUGACGGUGUGUUUUCUCCACACAAACUGCUGGCUCCGUGCGUGACAGAUAGCCUCGGAUGCUUUUCUUUUUUUUUUUUUAAGGACAAACUGUGUCACCGCUUUAAUAGUCAGGACUGUAGCGUCAGUCCAUCGUCGCCGAAAGCCUCUCACGUGGAUUCGAUUUGAUCUCCUCAUCAAAGAUGUACAGCGGAGGAGAUGAUAUCAAUGAUCGAAUCACUUUGGGGCGCUUACACGGCAAUGUCAACUCGUCACCUGAAUGCAAAAGCAUCUUUAUACGUCAGCUCGCUGCCAAGUCGUCCCCCCCCCCUUCUCACCCCGCCCUCACCUUCCCUGCAUUUCAGCACUCGGAGGAAAGCACUUCAUGGGCCUGGCUCUGGGGUGGCACAGCAUUAAAUGUAUUAAACUGAGCCCUCCCCCGCCCUCCCUUCUCUCGACUGGGGUUAGCAGAUGUACAUCCAUCACAACGAAUCUCUGAAGGAGGAGAGGCCUUCUUCUUCGUCGUCGUCGUUAUCUCUCGAGAGAAAAACCAAAAAUAUGACAAAACAAUGUCUCAAGACCUGCUGAUGUUUUGUUUUUUGUUCUUUUUUUUUUUCUUAGUGUGAACCAAAGAUGCUACCUCACUCAAGUUCCAUACGUGAUUUCUAUCACUUUUGAUGAUACCAAAGAUAACCAAAGAUUUUUUCUAAUUGCACGGCCUCUGUGAGUGGUGUUCAAAGAAGUGUGAUGUAUGUGUCCUGUCCUCUUUUUAUUUAGCUCCCCCCCUCUCUUUCUCUCUCUCUCUCAUUCUCUCUGUUGCAUCUUCACUCCUGUUCUGUCCUGUCCUUCCUGCUCCAGACCCUCUGACCUGCAAUCAACCCAUGCGUCCUCUUUUUAUUCUGCUUCUUUUUUUCAUUUUUAUGAGUGCUCUUGCUUAAUUUGUGCUCCAACUACAGCUCCAUACAAAGCCCUGCUGAUGCAGGUAAAGGCAGACGUGCUGAUCCAGCCAUAGAUGCACACAACUGUCCAUGCAGGUGCCGGCAGAGUAGACUUGUAGUGAUGUGAUCUUUCUUAGUUAGUCUUUCUGCUUCUUCUUUUGAAGAACCCAGAUCAAAUGUAAAAGAGGUGCUUAAAUUUGAGUUUGUAGCUUUUUUUUUUUUAAAUCAACAUAGAAUGUUGAUUUAAACUAAAAUGUCAUGAAAAAGUGUUUGCUCCCUUCUUCCUGAUUUCUUCUGUUUUUGCUCUUUUUGUCACACUUAGAGGCUUCAGAUUGCCAACCUGAUUGGAUGAACACACACAACCGGAGUAAAUACAAAAUACAGUUUUCAAAAUUUUUCAAAAGUUAGAACGCUAUCCACAGUGACCUGGCCCUUUGUGGAGAUAGACUGCAACUUAACCGUAGUAACUGAUUAUUCUGAACGCUUCUCUUGUUUCCCCUGUGAGAACUUGGGAUUUCCAUGUACUGGACGUCUUGUGGUUACGGGCAACGAGUGUUUUGCGUCGUCACAGAGGACGUUCGACCCACUUUUCCUUGCAGAAUUUUUAAAACCUCCAUGGAGGACUUUAUAUCACAAACCGCUUGUUUUUGUCAGCAUUGCAACGGGAUGCGAGUCCAAACUUUGACUAGUCCACUCCAAAAAAAUAAAAUUCUUUUGGAGCCAUUCAGAAGUUCACUCGCUGAUGUAUUUCAGACCAUGUUUCUGCUGCAUAACCAAAUCAUGAUUGGCUCAACUGUUGGGUUAUUUUAUUUCAAUUUUUUUGUGACUUAGUCUUACACCAGCUGUCGCAGGACACGCACUUCCAAAACGUUUCAGUCUCGUCUCGUCCGUUCACCGAAUACCCAGAAGUCUCGAGUAUCAUAAAGAUGUUCUCAUCUGAAAUGUGUGCACUGGAGUCCCAAACCACCAGGAAUGACUCUGGAUCCCUUUCCAUACCUAUAGAUGUCAGUGAUUUUUUUCUUUCUUAUGGCUCAGAUUGGGGCAUUAUGCAUCUUUUUACACAUUCUAUUGAUCCUAUAGAUCUGGUAGCCUGGACUGAAGUUAAUGGAAUUGAACCAUAUUUUGUUUGGUUUGGAUAGCUUUUGUUUCUCACUGAAUAAAAUCAUCCUUUCGUCACUUUCCUAAAAUAAUAGCCCUUGUCAUUUUUUGCCAAAAUGUUAUUUUAUUUUAUUUUUUGCCUUUUGGUAAGAAAGAGGUUCUGUUUUGUUUUGUGUCAAAAAAUAACCUUAGGCUAUUACUUUAGGAAGGUGACUAUUUGUAAACUCCAUUUUAUGUAAAAAAAAAAAACAAAAAAACUUUGAUUGAUAGGACAAUUUCUUUGAUUAUCUGAAACAUAUAAGUGUGAUAAAAAGAAAAUCAAAACACAGCAGUAAGACGGUGAAUAAUUGAUCACAGCACUAUUCGUAACCCUGCUGUAUAUAUAUAUAUAUACAUAUAUAUAUAUAUAUAUAUAUAUAUAUAUAUUUUUUUUUUUUUUUUUUUUUUUCUGCUGGCCCUGCCCCUUUGUGUUGCAUAUUAUUGAUCCAACGAACAAGUCAGAGACAUCUUCACAUGACAGCAGGCAGACAGCCUGACAUAGCCAUGGGCAGAAUCAUUGAUUCAACUAUAGGCAGACAUGUUCCUGAAAGUAGAAGCAGAUGUGUUGCAAUCUUUCUUUUUAAAAAUAAAAAAUACAAAAAAAAAUACAAAAACUGGAAGAGAAAAAAAAAUAAUAAUAAUAAUACAACCUCCCAGGACGAGUGCCUUGCUUGAACCAAAGUGUUAAACCGCUGUUGACCUCUCACUUUUAACUCUGUGAAUACCUCAGCCUGUAGAAAGGCCACAACUGAAGAGACAAGGAUUUUUUUUUUUUAUUUUAGUUUUCCUUUUUCUUCCUUUGUACCUUUCGUUUUGUGAAUCACACCGUGGUGCUUUUGCCAGCGCAACCAUGCAAUGAAGACAUACCAAAGGAUUUUCUGUUGUCCACUUCUACAGAUCAAACCAAAGGUCUAUGUUUCUCGUCCUCUAUCCCCCCCCCUCCAGACACACACACACACACGCACACACACACACACUCCCUCCCCUCUUCCCUUCCUUCUCUCUCUGCUGUGUGUAGGAGGGUCCAGCACUCUGGCCGUGCAUGUCUUUUACCAGUGUCUCUGAAUACCUCAUAGUAAUAAUUCCUUUGAGUUCUGCAUCGAGAUGUCUUAUCUGUGACUAAUGGAGAACUCCACCUGUGUGGUAUUUGAUAUUGUUACGUCAAAAAAGCUGUACGAUUAUCUAUUUUGGAGCUGUUGUUUGUUGUUUAUUUUACUUCUGUUUUUUUUUACUUCUUUUUGGGGGGGGGCAGAAGUGCUCUGUUUCAAGACAUGGAGGACAAAGUUUCAGGGUUGACGCGAAACCUGAGGAGGAGAAGAUUAUUUUUUAUCAGACGAUGGGGGUUAUGCCAAUGUUAUGACGUAGACGAUUACUUUUACAGGGUAAAACCAACUGCUGUGAUGUUGUGCUCCUACUUUCUCUUCUACCUACUGCUGUGUUGUGAUUUUAAUUUAAUUGCCUUUUCUUUUUUUUUUGUAUAGGUUCUUUAAUUUAUGCAUUUGUAGAAGCUCUAGAUUUGUACAUAGUAUAGGGGAUUUUUUUGUAGAAGGGGGGGGGAAAUUAAACAAAGAAAUACAUUUUAUGCUUUACGUUACAGCCUUAUUUUUGAUGUUUAGAUCUAACAGAAGAGUAGUCGGUUUUUUUAUUUGUAGUUUUUUGGUUUUUUUUUUUUUUUAACUGCAUCCUAGCCAACAUUUCAACGUGUGUGUUUUGAACACUGCCAAAAAUCCAGACGGUCCUUUUUUUUUUUUUUUUUUUAGCCAGUGCCUACAAAGUUAAACAGACUUACUUUAUUGGCUACCUGGCAAAUAACAAGCAGUGUGUAUGCGUGUGUGUGUGUGUGGAUUUUUUGUUUGUUUGUUUGUUUGUUUUUUCUUUAAGUUUCCUUUGAAUUUUUGGAAGAAGAAAAAAAAAACUGUUACUCUAUGGGUAAUACUGCACAUCCAAAGAUUUUUAAAACAAACCAAAAAAAAAAAAAAAUAAAAAUAAAAAAUUGGAGAAAAAAUAUGUAUAUUGAAGAGGGGUGGGGGUGGAGGGAUAGAGGGGGGGGGGAGCACUGGCAUUUGUGUGGUAGAUUUGUUGAGUUUUUCUUCGCCAUUCGCACGGGUAUAGAAUGUAGAAGGCGUAGGGCUAUGUAGGCAAGCUUACUCCUACCGGGGGAAUCUCCUGUUCAACGUACAAUCCGAAAGCAUUUUGAAAGCGGGGGGGGUGGGGGGCUGGAAGCCUCUGCUCACUUUGCUGUCUUGUGCACGGGGUGGUGAGGUGGAGCGCGGGCUGGGGGCAGCCGGUCUGCCAGGGGCCAUGCCACGGAGCUGGGUCUGUUUUUAUUUGCCGUGGCUCGCCGCCUCGCUCCACCAAGUAUCUGUUCUUUUUGGUACGUACUCGUGUAACGACUAUGUGCAAAGUCUAAUAAAACUGCAAAGAAAACCUUA